CAGUUAUUUUCAAUCAUCUAGUCGUUGAACUUCAAAUUUAUUUGUUUUUUUCCAAUUAUCAUGGCACGUACCAAGCAAACAGCCCGUAAAUCAACCGGUGGCAAAGCCCCGAGAAAGCAGUUGGCCACGAAAGCAGCGCGUAAGAGCGCACCAGCGACCGGCGGAGUGAAGAAACCGCAUCGUUAUCGUCCUGGUACUGUCGCUCUUCGGGAAAUCCGUCGGUACCAGAAGAGUACCGAACUGCUGAUCCGCAAACUGCCUUUCCAACGGUUAGUCCGUGAAAUCGCCCAGGAUUUCAAAACCGAUUUGCGUUUCCAGAGUUCCGCCGUAAUGGCGUUACAGGAAGCCAGUGAAGCGUACUUGGUCGGAUUGUUCGAAGACACCAAUUUGUGUGCUAUCCACGCAAAACGUGUUACCAUCAUGCCGAAGGAUAUUCAACUGGCCCGUCGAAUUCGCGGAGAACGUGCUUAAUUAAUUAUUAUUUGAUAUUACUAUUAUAAUUAUAUUUUUAAAACGGCCCUUUUCAGGGCCACU
Molecule: messenger RNA, 534 nt
Organism: Cinara cedri
Lineage: Eukaryota; Metazoa; Arthropoda; Insecta; Hemiptera; Aphididae
Source: the annotation of a GenBank genome assembly